Cornus florida is the source of this 2097-nucleotide messenger RNA. RefSeq names its product probable protein phosphatase 2C 15. The transcript has 9 exons. The coding region runs from base 546 to 1838 and encodes 430 amino acids. Gene Ontology annotation, molecular function: protein serine/threonine phosphatase activity. The record is from RefSeq and is a predicted model, not a curated record. Gene Ontology annotation, biological process: protein dephosphorylation. Lineage: Eukaryota; Viridiplantae; Streptophyta; Magnoliopsida; Cornales; Cornaceae.
AAAAGUAACCCGUUCACCUAAAAGCUUUGGCGAAACGAAACCGACUUUUUGAGAGUAGUUUGAGGACAAAUGGGUUUUCAUGCCAACCGUGACACAAAUAAAAAUAAAAAUAAAAAGGCAGCUUUUGAAGCAGUCGAAUUUCUGUGUAAUUUCUCUUUCUUGUGAAGUGUGAAUCUUCAAAUUAAAGAAAUACUAUCUUUUCUUGGGUGUUUGCUGGAGCUGGAUGUUCUCAAGCUGACCUGUGAAUGCAGAUCGAGUGGGGAAGUUUGGGAUUGCUAUAUAAAGAUUAUUGCAUAUUUUGUGUUUGAAUCUGGGGUUUGUGUUUGCCGCGAAAAGGUAGGCAGAGGGUCUGAACAUUUGUGGGAAUGAGUGAAUCCCAAGUGGGAUUUGUUGGAUUUGAAUUCUAGUUUUGAUGGUCUUGGACGGAGUAAGAUAAUAAAAUGUUGAGAUUUUGGAAGUUAUUAAGUUAAUGGUGUUUUUAGAUAAAAGGAUUUGAAGUUUUGGUACUAUUGAAAGCCUGAGAAGGAGGUGUUGGUCGUUUAGGUAUGGGGUCGAGUGAAGAGAGGCAUCAUUGUCGUCGUGAUCACAGCCUUGUGCCUCUAGCUGCAUUGAUCCGUAGAGAAAUGAAAAAUGAGAAGAUGGAGAAGCCGACUGUGAGAUAUGGGAAUGCAGCUCAGUCUAGGAAAGGGGAGGAUUAUUUUAUGAUGAAGACGGAUUGCCAGAGAAUUCCUGGAAAUCCUUCAUCAGCAUAUUCUGUAUUUGCGAUCUUCGAUGGACACAAUGGGAAUGCUGCAGCGAUUUUUUCAAGGGAUAAUUUGUUGAACCAUGUCUUGAAUGCCAUUCCUCAUGGGCUUGGGAGGGACGAAUGGCUUCAAGCUCUGCCUCGGGCACUGGUUGCUGGAUUUGUGAAAACUGACAAGGAGUUCCAGAGUAGAGGAGUAACUUCAGGAACCACAGUCACAUUUGUAAUUGUUGAUGGAUGGACUGUAACAGUUGCAUCUGUUGGAGACUCCCGCUGCAUUUUAGAUACCCAGGAUGGUGCUGUCUCUGUUUUGACUGUUGAUCACAGACUUGAAGAAAAUGUGGAGGAGAGGGAACGUGUAACUGCCAGUGGUGGCGAAGUUGGGAGGCUUAGCAUUUGUGGCGGUGCUGAGAUAGGUCCCCUCCGUUGUUGGCCUGGGGGUUUGUGCCUUUCAAGGUCAAUUGGAGACAUGGAUGUUGGAGAAUUCAUAGUUCCAAUACCAUAUGUCAAACAAGUGAAGCUUUCAAAUGCUGGUGGAAGGCUUAUAAUUGCUUCUGAUGGCAUCUGGGAUGCAUUAACCUCCGAUAUGGCUGCAAAAUCAUGCCGUGGGUUGCCUGCUGAACUUGCUUCUAGGCAAAUAGUGAAGGAAGCAUUGAGGACAAGGGGGCUGAAGGAUGACACAACCUGUAUAGUUGUUGACAUAAUUCCUCCUGAUAAUUCAGCACCACCUUCACCUCCUCCUAAAAAGCAAAACAAGCUCAGAGCUCUAUUGUUCAGAAAGAGGUCUCGGGAUUCUGCUAGUAAACUAUUGAAGAAGCUUUCAGCUGCUGGUAUAGUAGAAGAACUAUUUGAAGAAGGGUCAGCAAUGAUUGCUGAAAGAUUGGGAAAUGACGACUCCAAUCAAUCAACAUCUGGUCUCUUUGUGUGUGCCAUUUGCCAAGUUGACCUUGCUCCAAGAGAAGGCAUAUCCGUUCAUGCUGGUUUUAUGUUCUCCACAAGCUUAAAGCCUUGGCAAGGUCCUUUCCUUUGUACUGAUUGCCGUAACAAGAAGGAUGCGAUGGAAGGAAAACGACCUAGUGGGGUUAAAGUGGCAUAGCUCCCUUAUUGUUUUUCGCCGACUCUCUGAGUCUCUGUGUCCUCAUUUUUCACUAAUCCCCAUUUUUUUAGUGGCCUGGCAAUUGUUUGAAUCUUGCUAUCAUUUGCACAAAAUGUAAAAGUGAUUUUCUGGUAACGUAGAAUGAGUUCUAUCAUAAUCAUAUGAUGGGUGAAAAGGAUAUAAUCUUUAUAUUUCAGAAGCUUACUUGCUGGUUUAUUUUGUAGGAAAUGAUAUCAAUUGUAGGUUACUUGUUACCAUA